AUGGUAGAUCCUCACUCACAUUCACGGUUGAAGCAACAUCUACAGUUCAGAUUUGAUAGGCUUAGAGUCAUACACCGAGACCUAAAACCAGAAAAUAUAUUGCUAGAUCUUCAAGGCUGCAUUGCUGUUGCAGAUUAUGGCUCAUGCAAACAGUUUGUCGGCUCUAAAGAGGGUGAUCGUGAGUAUACACAGUGUGGCACAAGCUUUUAUAUGGUGCCAGAGAUGAUCGUCGGCAAAGGCUACAGCUAUGAAGUGGACUGGUGGAGUAUUGGAGUUAUUUCGUUUGAAAUGAUUGUCGGUGAGAAGCCCUUUCAGUAUGAUAAACAUAUAAAUGAUGAAGAACUCUGUUGCAGUAACAUUGGGAAAGGGCAUGAUCUUCCAAAUGAAGUUGUGACAACUCUGCAGUUCCUGGAGAGUUUUGCAAACUACUCAGGAAUUUAUAGUUAA
Messenger RNA from Zootermopsis nevadensis, 447 nucleotides. The record is from RefSeq and is a predicted model, not a curated record. NCBI's taxonomy places the organism in Eukaryota, Metazoa, Arthropoda, Insecta, Blattodea, Termopsidae.